Molecule: messenger RNA, 1332 nt
Organism: Hevea brasiliensis (rubber tree)
Lineage: Eukaryota; Viridiplantae; Streptophyta; Magnoliopsida; Malpighiales; Euphorbiaceae
Product: protein SRG1
Exons: 4
Coding region: 54-1142 (362 amino acids)
Source: RefSeq, a predicted model, not a curated record
CUUUUAAUUAAUAGCCAUUUGCCUGCUCUAAUCUGCAACCUGAAAGAAAAGCCAUGGAACCAAAAACAACAUGGCUUGGCAGCUCUCUUCUGGUGCCUUGCGUUAAGGAGCUUGUGGCUCAGCAACCCACCACCGUUCCACAUCGAUAUGUGCGUCCUGAGCUAGACCUUCUCUCAAUAUCAUCAUCAUCAGAUGCCGCUUCCAAGUUCCAAGUCCCUGUUAUAGACAUGCACAGAUUGUAUUCCAAGGAGUCCAUGGAUUCAGAGCUGGAGAAGUUGCACCAUGCAUGCAAAGACUGGGGAUUUUUCCAGCUGAUAAAUCAUGGGGUGAGCAGUUUUCUGGUGAAGAAAAUGAAGAAGGAGAUUCAAGAGUUUUUCAAUCUCCCAAUGGAAGAGAAGAAAAAGUAUUGGCAACAAGAAGGGGACAUGGAGGGAUUUGGUCAGGCGUUUGUGGUGUCUGAGGAGCAAAAACUGGAUUGGGGAGACAUGUUCUACAUGCUCACUCUUCCUGCUCGCUUGAGGAAACCCCAUCUACUGCCAAAGCUUCCUCUUCCAUUCAGAGAUACCGUAGAAGCUUACUCAUCAGAACUAGAAAAACUUGCCACGAAAAUCCUUGGCCUUAUUGCUAAAGUUUUAAGAAUAGAUCCCAAUUAUGUGAAGGAUUUAUUUGAAGGAGGGUUUCAAGCAAUGAGAAUGAACUACUAUCCUCCAUGUCCACAGCCAGACCUCGUCAUUGGCCUCAGUGCCCAUUCAGAUGCUGUAGCUCUCACUAUUCUCCUCCAGGUCAAUGAAAUGGAAGGCCUACAGAUAAAGAAAGAUGGCAACUGGGUUCCUAUCAAGCCUCUUCCAAAUGCCUUUAUAAUCAAUAUUGGAGACAUUUUAGAGAUUCUGACAAAUGGAAUUUAUCGAAGCAUUGAGCAUCGUGCUACAGUUAAUUCAGAUAAAGAGAGGCUCUCAAUUGCAACAUUUUACAACCCAAGAUUGGAUGGGGAAAUGGGACCAGCCCCAAGCCUCAUAACUCCAGAGACUCCCCCAAUGUUUAGAAGCAUAGGGGUUGAGGAAUACUUCAAGAGAUUGUUUUCUCGCAAACUUGAUGGAAAAUGGUAUAUAGAUGACAUGAGGAUUCAGAAUAAGGAACCCUAAAGCAGCUGAGCCAGUCCUACACAACACAUUACGGAAGUGAAAAUUAGUACCCCAAUGAAAUCAAUGCCGCAUAUGUAAAAGCUAUAAAUUGUGACUCCAAUUAUACGUAGCACAUACCAUGCAUUCUUAUGAAUAGUCUGUUAAUUAGCACAUCCACAUAAAUGAAAUGGGUUUUGGUGGUAAAAUUAAA